This is a messenger RNA of Phycomyces blakesleeanus NRRL 1555(-), 1418 nucleotides long. RefSeq lists its product as hypothetical. Lineage: Eukaryota; Fungi; Mucoromycota; Mucoromycetes; Mucorales; Phycomycetaceae. The transcript is spliced from 5 exons. The coding region runs from base 47 to 1288 and encodes 413 amino acids. The record is from RefSeq and is a predicted model, not a curated record. Gene Ontology annotation, molecular function: transferase activity. Gene Ontology annotation, cellular component: cytoplasm. Gene Ontology annotation, biological process: biosynthetic process.
GAAGUGUGUGUGCGCGUGUGUUCUUCCUGCUUCUUCUUAUUUCCUAAUGUCUCAAUAUAAAGCCAUUAUUCUUGUUGGCGGACCAUCCAGAGCAACUCGCUUCCGCCCCUUGUCUCUGGAUGUGCCCAAGCCUUUGUUUCCCGUUGCAGGUGCACCAAUCAUCUCUCAUCAUCUGGCUGCUCUGUCAAAAGUCGAAGGUCUUCAAGAAGUUUUGAUUAUCGGUUUCUUUGAAGACAGCGUAUUUACGCGUUUUUUGGAGGAUGCUGCCAAUGAGUACCCUCAUAUUAACAUCCGUUACCUCCGUGAAUACCAAUCGCUUGGCACUGCCGGUGGUCUGUUCCACUUCCGCGAUGAAAUUUUGCGUGGAAAUCCUCAGCAGUUCUUUGUGAUGCAUGUAGACAUCGCUUGUUCCUUCCCCUUGAAUGAAAUGAUGGCUGCUCACAUGAAACACCGAGGUUUGUGCACAAUGCUGAGCACAAAGGUACCCCGCGACCAGGCCACCAAGUACGGUUGUCUUGUUGCCAAGCCUGACACCAACGAAGUACUUCAUUAUGUUGAGAAACCCGAGACAUUUAUCUCAGAUCUUAUUUCUUGUGGCGUAUACUUGUUUGAUACAGCCGUGUUUGGUGAGAUGAGAAAGGCUAUCGAGAGAAAGAAGGAUGUCCAUCACGAAGAGAGCGAUUAUCUCUGGACGUCUUCUGAUGAUAGACUGCGCCUGGAACAAGAUCUCUUGAGACCUUUGUCAGAGAGCAGAAAGUUAUAUGUUUAUGUGACCGAAAACUUCUGGCGCCAAAUUAAGACUGCCAGUUCCGCAAUUCCUGCCAACGCUGCCUACCUUGAGCAGUGUGCACGCGAAAAUCCUUCUCGUUUGGCCCACAACAAGCCCGAUGGUCCCGAGAUUAUUGGUGCUGUUUAUAUUCACCCAUCUGCUCAAGUUGAUCCUACUGCAAAGAUCGGUCCUAAUGUAUCCAUUGGGUCUCGUGUUCACAUUGGCAAGGGUGUCCGUAUCAAGGACUCUAUUAUUUUGGACAACGUUCAGAUCGGCAAUGCAGGCUGUGUAUUACACUCUGUGAUUGGAUGGAAUAGUAAGAUUGGUGCUUGGGCACGCGUUGAGGGUACCCCUAUUAGCGACCAUAAUACUUCUAUGAUGUCGAAUGGUGUCAAGAGUCAGAGUAUCACCAUUCUUGGCAAAGAGGUGUCUGUUAUGGAUGAGACUAUUAUCCGCAACUGCAUUGUUCUUCCCCACAAAGAACUCAAAUCUUCAUUCCACAGUGAGAUUCUCAUGUAAAUGGGAUUAGAUUUUCAAUAUUUCACAACAAAUUUAGCUUUCUAGUACAACCUUUAUCUACAGUAAAUAGUUCAUAUUAUUAUCCAGGGACUUGUCUCUAUUAUUAAAUAUAUUGAUGUUUUCCUCACAU